AUGGCGAUGAUGAUGACUGGCCGUGUGCUGCUGGUGUGUGCCCUCUGCGUGCUGUGGUGUGGUGCGGUUUUUGGACACGCGAUGGAGGAUUACUGCGGUGAGGGUGGAGGGAACGGUUUGAGGCACACGAGUAAUGGUGGCGAUGACGGCGUGUCUCUGAAGGCGGACUGCGGGUUGUUAUCCACUCGAAUGGCAUCAAUAAAGGCGGUUGAAGCUGCGGAAGGUGAACAAGAAAUGAAUGUUACAGCCCCACUGGAGAAUUUGGAGGAUAACAAAUUGGGAAAUAAUACGAAGGGCAGUGGGGUGGCUGGUUUAGAAGGAAAUGACGGUGUCGCAGUUCAGCCACCAACAAAAAAACCGCUGAAUCUCGGACGAUCAGGUGCAGGGGAACAGGAGGGGAUGUCGAGACCGGUAGAUGCAAAUGAUGGAAAACGUACUAGCCAUACACACAAUCAAAGUGUACGUGAUCCCGAAAAACUAAAAACUGUUGAAUCCUCUUCUUCUUCUCGCAGCCCUGGCACUGAGGGUAUUAAAAUACACAAAUUGGAGAAUACUUCCGAGAGAAAUGAAUCCUACAAAAAGACACCGACGGAAGAAAACAAUCUCUUCAGUAAAUAUGACUGUACUGAAUUGGUGCUGAAAGAAGAACCAGAAAAAACAGCAGACAAAAAAAAUGCAAGUCAUGAGGCACCAACAGAGACACGUGGAAGUCAAGCCAAGGACGCAGAAAUACAAACGGCAACACCACCGCCACCACCAGCAACAAUGAAUGGACAUUCCAGCACUGUGAAUUUACGGCCCAUACAACUGCUACAAUACGUCCAGGACGACAAUGCAGAAUUCAGGACACCAUCACUCAUGGCAAACGGUGGUGCCGCCAAUAAUCAAGCUGACAAGAGCACUGAAGAGGGCAUCCCGAACAGUGACCCAGCAGCUGAUGUUGCAGGGACAGCAGAGGGAAAACAAAAUGAAAAUAAAGAUGCCAAUCCGAAGGAAAGACCAGUCGAAGCCACAGCCAUGAAAACUACAACGGCGACGACUGGCGACAGUGACGGCAGCACCGCGGCCUCCCACACCACCUCCCCUCUUUUGCUUCUUCUUCUUGUUGUUGCGUGUGCGGCUGCGGCUGCGGUGGUGGCCGCGUGA
Molecule: messenger RNA, 1146 nt
Organism: Trypanosoma cruzi
Lineage: Eukaryota; Euglenozoa; Kinetoplastea; Trypanosomatida; Trypanosomatidae
Product: mucin-associated surface protein (MASP), putative
Exons: 1
Coding region: 1-1146 (381 amino acids)
Source: RefSeq, a predicted model, not a curated record